AUUCCUUUCUGUUUUGACAGCUUGAAGGUCCAUGUGUUUUGCAAAUUCAAAAAAUUCGCAAUGUUGCUGCACCAAAGGACAACGAAGAAUCUCAGGCUGCACCAAGAAUGCUGCGUUUGCAGAUGACUGAUGGGCAUAUAAGUUGCACAGCUGUGGAAUUUAGUUAUAUGUCAAAAAUAAGCCUGAAUACACCACCUGGAACUAAAGUGAAGCUCUCAGGCAUUGUGGAUAUAAAAAAUGGAUUCCUGCUCUUGAAUGACUCUAACACCACAGUUCUUGGUGGUGAAGUAGAACACCUUAUUGAGAAAUGGGAGUUACAGAGAAGCUUGUCAAAACACAAUAGAAGUAAUAUUGGAACUGAAGGUGGACCCCCUCCUUUUGUGCCUUUUGGACAGAAGUGCAUAUCUCAUGUCCAAGUGGAUACUAGAGAACUUGACCGAAGAAAGACAUUGCAAGUUACAAUGCCUGUUAAACCGACAAAUGAUAAUGAUGAAUUCGAAAAGCAAAGGACUGCUGCUAUUGCGGAAGUUGCAAAGAGCAAAGAAACCAAGACAUUUGGAGGUGGUGGUGGUGGUGCUAGAAGUAAUCUCAACAUGAGUGCUGCUGGUAACCGAAAUAGAGAAAUUUUACAAAAAGAAAAGUCAACCAAAUCUGAGGGGAAACAUGAAGGUGUCUAUAGAGAACUGGUUGAUGAGAAGGCUCUGAAACACAUAACAGAAAUGGGCUUCAGUAAAGAAGCAUCAAGGCAAGCUCUUAUGGAUAAUGGCAACAACUUAGAAGCAGCACUGAAUGUACUUCUUAACAGCAAUAAACACAAACCUGUUACAGGACCACCUCUGAGAGGUAAAGGAAAAGGCAGGGGGAGAAUAAGAUCUGAAGAAGAAGAGGAACUGGGAAAUGCAAGGCCAUCAGCACCAAGCACACUAUUUGAUUUCCUGGAGUCUAAAAUGGGGACAUUGAGUGUGGAAGAACCUAAAUCACAGCUGCAGCAGUUUCAUCAGGGACAACACAGAUUGUCACAUACUGAGCAAAAUGGAGUCAAAGAUAAUAAUCAACCAAGAUAUCUUCCUCGAAAUGAUACCAGACAGCCAAGAAAUGAGAAACCUCCUCGUUUUCAAAGAGACACCCAAAAUUCAAAGUCAAUUUUAGAAGGCAGUGGAUUACCUAGAAACAGAGGUUCUGAAAGACCAAGUACUUCUUCAGGAUCUGAAGUAUGGACUGAAGAGAGAAUCAAGUGUGAAAGACCCUAUUCUAGAUAUGACAGAACUAAAGAUACUUCAUACCCUUUAAGUUCUCAGCACAAUGAUGGUGCUUUUAAAAAAAGGGAUAACUCCAUGCAAAGCAGAUCAGGAAAAGGUCCGUCCUAUGCAGAGGCAAAAGAAAAUCCACUUCCUCAAGAAUCCGCUGAUUAUAAUAAUCAAAAACGUGGGAAAAGAGAAAACCAAACAGCAAAUCCUGAUCAUUUUUAUGACAGGAAACCACGAACAAUAAAUAACGAAACUUUCAGUGGUGUAAAAAUUGAAAAACAUUUUAAUGUAAAUACUGAUUUCCAGAAUCCUGUCCGAACUAAUAGUUUCAUUGGUGUUCCAAAUGGAGAGACAGACAUGCCACUGAAGGGCAGGCGAGUAGGACCUAUUAAGCCAGCAGGACCCAUCACAGCUACACCCUAUGAUGAUAAAGUAUUUUACAAUAGUGGGCCCAAAAGAAGAUCUGGGCCAAUUAAACCAGAAAAAGUACUAGAAUCAUCUAUUCCUAUGGAGUAUGCAAAAUUGUGGAAACCUGGAGAUGAAUGUUUUGCACUUUAUUGGGAAGACAACAAGUUUUACCGAGCAGAAGUUGAAGCUCUCCAUUCUUCAGGUAUGACAGCUGUUGUUAAAUUCAUUGAUUAUGGAAACUAUGAAGAGGUGCUACUAAGCAACAUCAGGCCCAUUCAGACAGAGGCAUGGGGUGGCCAUAACUGAUGAGCACAUUUGUCAUUCCUCACUGUAGCUCUUCCAUUGAAAGGUGUUUGGUACUGAGUGAUCAUUUUCUUUCUACAGCCAGUGACUUUUCCUUUCCCCCACUUAAUAGUCCUCAUUGUUUUAUCAUUGAUUUUAAGUCCAUGUAAAUUUAGCUGGACAAUAACUUUAUCAGAUGUCACAGCCCAUGUAGCGAUUCUGAACCACAACAUUACUUUCAUAUUCUUUCUACCAAUUUGUGAAUAUUCAUCUAUGCUUUAUUCUAUUUUUUUACCUAUUUACUUUUUUGCAGUCAACUUAAAAAUCUUUUAUAAGAUCCCUCAACUAUUUUACAGAAAGAAGCAGGAUAGAAUCACUAAGUGUUUGGAUAUUCUGGUUUUUUUUCUCCUGUGAUUAUUGAUAUUUUAUGAUUUUACAUAAAUUAAUAUAACAGAUAUUUUUGGAUCAUGAACAUUGUUAUUGGGGACCAGAUCAUUCUUCUUUAUCUGCCUGAAUAACUGAGUUUGUAGAAGCAUCUCCUUGACAUGCAGAAGCCACCAGCUUAACAGAUCUUCAUUCAUCUCCAUUUUAAAAAAAUACAUAUGUGCCUUUAUCCAUAAAAAGCCCCUGAAGAAAAAGAUUGCAUGCAGUUGUCAAUACAUUUAAUGUAGAGUUAGUGUUGAGUUCUCUUGGCCUCCAAGAGUAUUAAUGUUGGAGUCUAUGAGUACUUUUUCUUUUUGUAACUGGAAUUGUGCCAAGUUUAAAUUAAUCAAAAGCAAACAUUCACUAGAUCAAUAAGAAGAUAAUUCUAAUUGGUAAGUCCCACUAGAAAAGUUAAAGGGCUGCAAAGGUACAGUGAAGUUUUUAGAAGCUUUAGCAUAGUUGUUCAAUCACACCAUGGAUUGUGUAAUUUUUAAUUUUUAACUCUUGCACUAUUUGUAAUUGUGAAAUUAUAUUGUAUCUUUUAUUAAGGUGUUUGUUAUUGGUGUAAGAUUUUGGAAGAACCUCGUUUUCCUAAAUGUAGCAGUUAUCGUUCAUUGAAGAGUUUUCUAAUACUUUGCAGGAAAACAACCCAAAAACCUGCAUAUAAACCAAAAGCUUUUGAAGAAAUCAGUUGCCUGUAUUGUCUCUUAAAGACAUAAGGAUAAAUCAUUAAAUAAAAAGCAUGAAAUAUGAAGAGACCCAGUGACUAAGUUAAUAGUCUCUUGUAUGGAAAAUUAAAAUAAAAAUCAAUUUGAUACUUUAAGGGUUAAUGUUUUUUUCGUGAGGUUUAGGAAUUAUUCACCUUUGCUCUGUAAGCUAAAUACUUAUUUUCCCUUUCCAUUUGGACUCAUUAUUUUACUUCCAGAACAUACUGAGUGAUGGUAUUUUAGAUGGUGAAAAUAUAUGCUCUGGUUAUGAUUAAAUACUUUAUUUCCUCCAAAAUGAUUCAGUAAACUUUUUGGUAAGUCAUCCUGAUUUUUUUGUGUUCUAGCUAGAUUUCACUGGUUCUUUUAGCUGUUGUUAAGUAUUCUCUUUUAAUUUUAGUGUCUUUAUUAUAGUGAACUCUCUAACUAUCCCACAUAGUGUGGGGUUCAUAACUUAUUCUUAACUGGAUAAAUGCUCUCACUUUUUCCCCCCAAUGUUCUUUAAACAUUGUAUGAUUUUCCUUAAUUUUCCAAAGUAAAUGAAGCAUUAGGGAGUUUCUUAUUAUUUGUAAAAUUAUAUAGGGAGAAAAGUGUAAUAUUAUUUUCUAUUGCUGAUGAUUGUAUGAGAAAAACAUUAGGACCAGAGCAAACUGCUAUUUGUGUUUCCUGCAGGCCCUUUCCAAAUUGGUUCCUUUUAACUCUAAAACUAAUACCGGGAAACCAGUAAAAAGAUGCCACAGGCAAUUUGGAAUUACUUUAAAAUACCCUGGCGCUGCUGCUGAGACAAACCUUUUGUGUUUUUAGAGUAGUUGCUUCUGAAUUGCUUUCCUAAGCCUGGAGAGACACUUGUCAAGUCUUGAUUUUCCAGGUAUUUUUAUGACCUGGAUUCUAUGGAGGCUUUUAUAUCCCAAGAAAUGUUUUAGAACUUGUUGGUUUCUAAACUUCUUUUUUUAAAUAAAUUCAUAGUACUUGUUUCUUAAUAUCAGGAAAAGGUCUUGUUCAGCUGUUGUUCCGAUGAAAAUAAUUGUGAUUAUGUAGAUAAUGCUUAGUUCUAAGGCCUUAGCAUACGCACCACCUUGGGCAUUAAUUCUGGACAGAUGGAUUGUUAUCAUCUUUUAGAUGAUCAUCCUGUUUUAAAUAUUUUUCUGUAUUCAUCUAUUCAACAAAUAUUCAUUAUACGUCUAUUAGAUGUCAGGCACUGCUGUAGGUGAGGGGUAUAGGUUAGUGCACAAAACACACAAAAAUCCCUGUGCACUGCACAAAGUUAGAAGAAAGUUAUAGUUCCAGUUAUGUGAAACAAACUUAUAUAUCUCAUGAGGGUCUUUUUUCUUUCUUCUUGAAGCUUUAAGAUAAAAUACAAGUGGAAAAAAUCUUGUUUACUGAAGUUGUAAUUUAAGUAAUGUUUAGGUCUUUAUUCCACCUUAGUUUGAAGAUAAAAUUAAUGUGGAAGAAAAAAGUAUGACUAAAUGAAUUUUAUCUCUUUUAAAAGUUCUUAUCUAUUUAAAAAGGAAAAUUUGUUUUUAGGAGGGUUUGGGUUCUUUUUU
Ailuropoda melanoleuca (giant panda) is the source of this 4608-nucleotide messenger RNA. RefSeq names its product tudor domain containing 3 (gene TDRD3). Gene Ontology annotation, molecular function: protein binding. The record is from RefSeq and is a predicted model, not a curated record. The coding region runs from base 108 to 1961 and encodes 617 amino acids. The transcript has 10 exons. Lineage: Eukaryota; Metazoa; Chordata; Mammalia; Carnivora; Ursidae. Gene Ontology annotation, cellular component: nucleus.